Molecule: messenger RNA, 1273 nt
Organism: Daphnia carinata
Lineage: Eukaryota; Metazoa; Arthropoda; Branchiopoda; Diplostraca; Daphniidae
Exons: 5
Coding region: 198-1175 (325 amino acids)
Source: RefSeq, a predicted model, not a curated record
UGGACACCCCGACUUCUUUCGUUACAGAGGCCAGUAGCGUCAGCAACGAUUCGGCUUUUGUAUCGCCGCUCAAUACGCCGAUAUCGGUUAACCGAUCGCGCCAUAAUUCAGCCUCUAAUCUGCUGGUCAAUCGAGUUCGUCACUGAUCCGGAGCCUCAAUUACAGUCCGUCACACGCCAUAUGCAACGCCUUCUCUGAUGAAUCACGGUCAAGAUGGACUGUUUAAUGCCUCUGUGCGCUCACGUCACAGUUCCUGUGGAUCACCUUCAUUGCCUCGAUCCGCACCUCUGUCGCUUCUCGUUCAAUCCUUCCCGCAACAGACGGAACCAAGAGGAAGUGAGCGCAUCUGCAAAGAUUUGCGUCAACGCCAUGUUUCGGCCAGCGUAGUUCUGGGUUUGAGUCCUCACCAAAUAUCCGCUUCCGGCCUAGUCCAGACCACGCUUAACAAUGCUGUGCCACAUCUAUGGGGUAGCGACCCACUCGCCCAAGAGAUCGAGGGUCUUCUAGAUUCAGCUCCGAGCAUUGUCAAUGACUCGGUCAUGAAUCGCUCACAGUCUGUCCCGCCUCACCGCAUGUUCCAGCAAUUCCAGUCUCAAGUUGGACAAGGCUAUGCGACCGCGUCGCAACCCAGCACGCCCUUCGCUUGCGGCAGCAGGAAUUCCACGUACAACGCAUCCGCCACCAGCAGCCCGUACAGCUACACGGCCACGCCCGUACCCGCCGAAUGGAACGAUUUCAAUUCGAAUGCCAACAAUGGCGAUGCAGGAACGGAGGGCUUCGUUCAGCUCGAUGCUGCCCAACAGGAGUUGGAAAACUUCCACGAGAUCAUUAGCGAAGUCUACGCCAACAAUCAUCAGGAAUUGGCUCCGUGCCUCGAUGGAUUGGGUGCGGAAGCCUUGCAAGAUCCUUCUUCCGCCAAUUUUUCCCAAAUUAAUUUUCAAGGAUCUAAUUCUGCCGUAACCAAUAUGGAUUCCGAUCUUUCGUUCAGUUGUUCGGACAAUGGCGAUGGCUACCCUUUGUCGGCGUUGAGCGAUUCCGUGACACUACCGGGAUUGUUGGAUCCAGAAGAUUUGGCCGCAACUCUGGUAGCUUUGAAAGAAGCUCCCGAAUUGAAUCGACUGGUCCAGGAUGUGGCCGAUGGGCAGCAGUCUGUCGCUUUACCACAAGGCAUGUGAAUCAACGCACCUAUACUGAAGAUCCCCUAGUCCAGUCAGCCGCUCUCUCUCCUGCUCAACUCUUGAUUUACUCUUUUUUUCAUUCUCUAUUUUUUUUA